Molecule: messenger RNA, 3052 nt
Organism: Bufo gargarizans (Asiatic toad)
Lineage: Eukaryota; Metazoa; Chordata; Amphibia; Anura; Bufonidae
Gene: PTAR1
Product: protein prenyltransferase alpha subunit repeat containing 1
Exons: 7
Coding region: 42-1295 (417 amino acids)
Biological process (GO): protein prenylation
Cellular component (GO): cytoplasm
Molecular function (GO): protein prenyltransferase activity
Source: RefSeq, a predicted model, not a curated record
CUGACCCGGAAGCGCAUGAUUCUCCGCCCGUAGCCUCGGCGAUGGCGGAGUGGAAGGAGGAGGUGGAGGUGCUGGUGCAGCGGGUGGUGAAGGACAUCACUGGCGCUUUCCGCAGGAACCCCAACAUAGAUGAAAUCGGCUUAAUUCCAUGUCCUGAAGCAAAAUUGAAUCGCAGUCCCAUCGUUCUGGUGGAAAAUAAACUAGGAGUGGAGAGCUGGUGCAUCAAGUUCCUGCUUCCUUAUGUACAUAACAAGCUCUUGCUCUACCGGCAGAAGAAACUUUGGCUUAAUAGAGAUGAAUUGAUCGAUGUGACGUGCACCCUGUUAUUGCUGAACCCAGACUUAACCACUGCAUGGAAUGUCAGGAAAGAAUUGAUCCAGUCUGGAGCCAUCAACCCAGAGAAGGAUUUGCAGCUUGGAAAACUGGCUUUGACUAAGUUCCCUAAAAGCCCUGAAACAUGGAUUCACAGGAGAUGGGUAUUGCAGCACCUUCUUCAGGAGAACAUUCCUCCCUCAGUUGUGAAUAAGGAAGCACAGGUGCUCACCGAACAGCUCCAAGGUAUUGUCCGUGAAGAGAUGAAUGUCUGCUGUGAAGCAUCAGGAAGAUACCCAAGCAACUAUAAUUCUUGGUCCCAUCGAAUUUGGGUUCUGCAACAUUUGGGGAAACUAAAUGUCAAGCUUCUUAUAGAUGAGUUGUCUUCCACAAAACACUGGGUCUCCAUGCAUGUAUCAGACCAUAGUGGUUUCCAUUAUCGUCAGUUCCUGCUGAAGUCUUUACUCUCCAGAGCACAAACGGACUGUGAAACGUCAAGCAGUGCAAGUCUUCCCAGAGAAGAGGAGGUUCCUAGGCCGGAUCUCCCACUCUUGAUAGAAGAAGAACUGGAACUAAGUAGCGAUCUUAUAGAGUCUUAUCCAGGACAUGAAGCUCUGUGGUGUCACAGGCGUCAUCUCGUUGGCUUGGUUCAUCAACUGCACAAUGAACAAUCUCAUGUGGAACCCUCUCAAGUCACAAGUGUGGACACGGCUGCUGUUAGCACAGGAAAGGAAUCACAGCACCUCUGCACUGAUUUUUUGGGAUACCACACAAACACUAUGGAUGUCGAUGGCUGUGACACAAGCAAGCAGAGCUAUACCCAAGAAACUAAACGUCUAAAGCGCGCUCCUGUCCAAGACUCUCUUAUAUACGAAUCCGAGCUCAGGUUCAUUAGUUGUAUUUUGUCCAGCUGCCGAAAUGCUGAGCAGUCCAGGUUUGCUGCUUCGUACAGAAAAUGGCUCCUGUCAUUGCUAGGUCACUAACCAUGCUCGCUGCAUUAUGUAUGGAUUACUUACAGUGCAAUAUCUUUCUUUCCAUUAGCAGUGAUUUGAAUGGUUCCAAAGUCUCUGAACCAUCUUCUUCUCACUUCAUAGGACUCUACAGCAAGAUUUUUUAUUUAAUUUUUUUUCCCCACAAUUUUGUUUCCCAUUUUUAUUUAAUACGAUGAUGGAAAGAUGAGAUUUAUCUUUAUACGAUGCCUAUGCCUUUGAACAUGGCAAAAUCAUUUCAAACUGUUACAAGUAAAUAGCUAUUUUAGUUUGUAAAAUCAAAUUCAUUCUGGGUGUUGGAAAUUCCAAAAUGUUUUAGGUAAAAGUUACAACUGUCCCCUUUAUCUUACUAAGGCUCCAUUCAGACAUCCGUAGAAUGGGUCCGCAUCAAUUCUUGUCCGCAAUUGCGGACAAGAAUAGGCAUUUUUGCAGGGGUGCCGGCUGGGUGUAUUGCGGAUCCGCAAUGCACUACGGACGUGUGAAUGGAGCCUAACAAGGGAGGUUUGGAUGAAGUGUUCAGUCCUCCUAUACUUCACUGUACUGUAGUGUUUUUUUUUUUGUUACUUUUUUUUUUUUUUUUUUUUCCCUGGAAUAAAGAAACUAUGGAGACAUUGGAUGAACAAAGCAUUUUGAAGAAUUGCAGAUUUUCUGGUAGCUUGAAGCAGAGAAAGUGGGCUGUCUGGACUUCAGCAAACCACUUAAAAUGUCAGCCUGCAUAAAAUACCUAGGUCGUCAUGAGAAGCUAAACUUCUACAUUAGAAUGGUGGGGAUGAAACCUUGCAUGUUUUAAUUUUAUUUUGGCUUAUUUGAGUAAACCACAUGAGGUUAAGAGGAACCUGUCUCCUGGUUUGGGGCCACUAAACCACUAGCAUACCAUUAUGCAACUGGAGUUCAAGGUCCCGAACUAGCCCCUAUCAAACUUGUCUGUCCCUGCAAAGUGUAAUAAAUGGUCUAACUUACCUGGAGUUGAGUCUGGGUCUGUUCUCCAGUGGCAAGAGGCGCAUGAUGCUGAUGAAAACGAGGAACAGUACACCUUGCUUGACUGCACACUCCCACCACAUUGGGCUCCUACUCGGUGAAGGAAGAUCUACCAUCCUUGGCUUUCUCUGUGCAAGUGUCCAGUGCUGCUGGAGGUAAAUCCAGGACUUAUUUCCUGGAAGUGGUAUGUUCAUUUUCUAUACUUUGCAGGGAUGAAUGGGUUUAAUAUGGGCAGGUUUGAGACCCAAGUUCCAUAAUGGUAUGCUGGUUGUUUAGUGACCCCUAAGCUUGGUGACAGGUUCUCUCUAAGUAAACAAAGUACAAUAGAAACUGACGCCAAUAGUUAUAUCUUAAAGAAAUAGUUAUACAUCUGGGUAUCUUGUGGCUUUUUAAGACUACUUUAUGCCCCCAAUCAUUACUAACUCUCGAAUAUACAGUGCUUAUUGGACUGUUCUAGGUUCUUUAUACUUUAAAAGGAGUCUGCCAUGUCAUUUUUACCAAUACAACUUACAGCAUUGGCCCACCGAAGAUUGCAAAUGCACUCCAGACAUACCUGUGUGUACUUUGUGUCUUUAUUUCAUGUUCAAAAAAAGCACUUUUAUUCUGCUUGAAAACAGCUCCUAAGUUCCCAGCUGGGAAGGCUUUGCUCUUCCAAAUGGCCAAAGCAAACCAGACUUAAAGAGGACCUUUCAUCUGGCAAAAGAUUGUGAACUAAGUGUCAUGAUCUGUAGAGCGGCACCCAGGGAUCUCACUGCACUUACUAUUAUCCCUGG